Molecule: messenger RNA, 1125 nt
Organism: Dentiscutata erythropus
Lineage: Eukaryota; Fungi; Glomeromycota; Glomeromycetes; Diversisporales; Gigasporaceae
Source: the annotation of a GenBank genome assembly
AUGAUCGUUAUCACAAAUAAAAUUUUGUGGUUUGCUUUAAUAUUGGUUACGCUCUUUCAAUUGACAAUCGGCAGUAACGAAUAUUGUAACAGCGACGCCGAUUAUUGUUUCAAUAUUACUCUCCCUGAUAAAAACUUACCCGAUGAUCAGAAAUGGGUUGAGUUUCGUCUAGAGUCUCAACCAACUGCCGGAUGGCUCGGAAUUGGCAUCGGUGAAGGGAUGUCUGGAUAUUUGAUGGUAGCUUGGCUCAAUAACGAUGGUACAAUCACUCUUUCACAACGUUCAGGUGGUAUGCCCAAUGAACCCAAAGCUACAGAUUACCAAAGCGAUCUACAAUUGGUACCAAACAAAACAAGUGGACUUAUCAAUAAUAGAUUAGUGAUAUAUUUUAGACGCCUCCAAACAGUUAGGGAUAGCGUUAUAAAUGAAACUCAAAAUUUUGCAUGGGCCUACUGCACUGCUCGACCAAGUGGUAUAUAUCCAAAUUCGACCAUUACAAAACAUACGUACAGGGAUAAUGUGGUUUUAAAUCUGGUAAAUGCGGGUGUGGAUACUUCAUCGAGUUCAUCUGAUACCUAUAUUAAAUUGAUAAUUUCUCAUGCUAUUAUAAUGUUUUUGGCCUGGAUGGUAUUUUUACCAGCUGCUGUGUUUGUAGCCAGGUUUGCAAGAAACCUGCCAUCUUGGGUCCGCCUGCAUUGGGGUAUUCAAACUUUCCUUGUAGUCCCUCUUGUUAUUGCUGGCAGUGCAAUUGUUUAUGUUGCUGUAGGAGGUUACCAAACUAGUGAUCCCCACAAGAUCCUUGGUUUGGUUCUUUUUAUUUGCUUAUUCGCUCAAAUAACUAUUGGUAUAAUUCAUCACAAAUUGUAUGACCCUUAUCGAAAAUACACUCCUUGGUGGACUCAUCUUCAUAGAUGGCUAGGUCGCGCAAUUGUGGCCUUGGCAAUAUUUCAAGUUCCACUGGGUUUAUCACUUUAUGGAGCUCAAAUGUCAAUAUUCUAUAUUUACUAUGUCUAUGUUACUAUUGUCAUAAUUAUAUUUUUAAUAUUGUCCGUUCGUUCAUGUUAUGUUAAUGUUAGGUUAGAUAGUAGAGAUGAGUUUAGAAGAAUGAGUAACUCUGAUGACUAA